Messenger RNA from Gracilinanus agilis (Agile Gracile Mouse Opossum), 1099 nucleotides. It is a transcript of the gene ARL1, whose product is annotated as ADP ribosylation factor like GTPase 1. The record is from RefSeq and is a predicted model, not a curated record. The transcript has 6 exons. Gene Ontology annotation, molecular function: GTP binding; GTPase activity. Gene Ontology annotation, cellular component: Golgi apparatus; cytoplasm. Gene Ontology annotation, biological process: intracellular protein transport; vesicle-mediated transport. Bases 197 to 742 code for a protein of 181 amino acids. NCBI's taxonomy places the organism in Eukaryota, Metazoa, Chordata, Mammalia, Didelphimorphia, Didelphidae.
GCUUCUGCUCAGAAUCUGACGUGGAAGUCGCUGCCGCAAAGAAGGCUUAGCCUGGACCAGGGCUGGGGCCGUGGCCGUGGCCGGGGCUGGGGUUGGGGAGCCCGAGGAGGCCAAUCGGCCGCGGCGGCGUUGAAGCCCAAGGAGUAGCUGUAGGACUUGGAGACCACGCACUGAACUGCGAGGAGCCGGCGCAGCCAUGGGUGGCUUUUUCUCAACUAUUUUUUCCAGUCUGUUUGGAACUCGGGAGAUGAGGAUUUUAAUCUUGGGAUUAGAUGGAGCUGGAAAAACAACCAUUUUGUACAGAUUACAAGUUGGAGAAGUUGUUACUACUAUUCCUACCAUUGGUUUCAAUGUUGAGACAGUGACAUACAAAAACCUUAAAUUUCAAGUCUGGGAUUUAGGAGGACAGACAAGCAUCAGGCCAUACUGGAGAUGUUAUUAUUCAAACACAGAUGCAGUCAUUUAUGUCGUAGACAGCUGUGAUCGAGACCGCAUUGGAGUUUCCAAGUCGGAGUUAGUUGCCAUGUUGGAGGAAGAAGAGCUAAGAAAAGCAAUUUUAGUGGUGUUUGCAAAUAAACAGGACAUGGAACAGGCCAUGACACCCACAGAGAUGGCAAAUUCACUUGGACUUCCUGCCCUGAAGGACCGAAAAUGGCAGAUUUUCAAAACCUCAGCAACCAAAGGCACUGGCCUUGAUGAGGCAAUGGAAUGGCUAGUGGAAACGUUAAAGAGCAGGCAGUAGCUUCCCGCGAUGAACGGAACGUCAGACAUCCCUGCUGAACAGUCAGAGGAGCCGCACACUACCAAAUGUUAACACAAUUUCUGGCAUCUAUUGGACUGACAAAGACCCAUGAGAGCGAAAAUAAAGUUUUUGUUCAAGGGAUGUCUUAUCAUGAUUGAACCAACUGAAUGUCUAUCCUGUAUUAUAUAAUCCUUCCUUGCUUUCCCCUUUUGUUGAGGUAGAAUUUGUUCGUUUGUAUGGAUUCUAGCCAGGCAUAGUCCCUUUGAAGAAUGCAUCCUUGUUGGAAUUAAACUUUAAUUUUGGAGUUGGUGGCUAUAGCUUGUUAUUUGUAAACACUAAUAAAUAUUGUAACUGUCA